Nakaseomyces glabratus is the source of this 1695-nucleotide messenger RNA. RefSeq names its product Golgi transport complex subunit COG8 (gene COG8). Gene Ontology annotation, biological process: intra-Golgi vesicle-mediated transport; cytoplasm to vacuole targeting by the Cvt pathway. The record is from RefSeq and is a predicted model, not a curated record. NCBI's taxonomy places the organism in Eukaryota, Fungi, Ascomycota, Saccharomycetes, Saccharomycetales, Saccharomycetaceae. Gene Ontology annotation, cellular component: COG complex.
AUGGAUGGUAUACUGGCUGACCUAGUUGGCGAGGGGUUUGAUGGUGAGUACGGUGUCGAAGUUUUGCGUGGGGUGUUGCAGAGCGAGACGCGGGACUAUGAGAGGUAUUUCUCGCCGAAGGCGCUCGACGGGAGUAUAACUGAGGAUAUAGCUGAGGUAGAUGCUGAGAUAUCAGCAGCGGAGAAGCGUCUGCGGGAGUUGAUGCUGGAGAAUGACAAGGAGAUCGUCACGAAGUUGCUGCGAGGAGAUACCCGUGAGAAGCUGAAGUCGAUGGCAGACCUUCUGGAUCAAUUGUGGGAAGUAGGUACUGGUGAGGAGGACGGUAGCGGUACGGCUAGAGGUGGCACUGGCACCACACUCAGUGGGACAGGCAUUGCUACGUUUGAUGAAGUGCUGAUCGAGAACGGACUGGUCGACAGCGAUGCCACUGCAGCUAACAGUACGGAGGCAAAUAAGGACAAUUUCCACCAGGCUCUGUCCAAAUUGAAGGCCAGAAUGGAGAACAAGGACACCAAUGGGUUGAACUCAUCAGACUCUUCCAAUCUGGUGCCGGUUUUAGAACAAUUGGACAGUCUGAACGAGCUAAUGGAGCUCCCACUCCUUGCACGAGCCUCGAUCAACACUGGCCAUUACCAAGAGGCUGUUAUGCUUUAUACGUAUACCAGUUCGCUGAGAUCGAAGUUUACUGACUCAUCUAUAGUAGAUGAGAUCUGCAAGUCUGUGCUAAGUGAGAUUGAGCAGACAAUGCUGAUCGGACUUGUGAAUUUGCUAUCCACCAAUGUUACCAUCAACUCGUUGAAGAAAAUUCUAACAUACUUGUCUGCGAUCCCGCCAUUCAACGAGAAGAGCCGCGACUCUUUACUGAUAGUUUUCCUGUCGAUGAGGUAUAAGUUCAUACAAAAGGAAGUAACGUCAUACACCAUAGCCAACACGGAAAUUAAUGACUCCGUUGUAGAGAUGAUGAUUAAGAGGCGAAUCGAGGUGCUGCGAGAACACAUGUACAUGUCAUUGAAUAUUUUUGCAAAUCUCUUUAGUUGUGAAAGGAUACCAUUGUCAAUACCAUUGCUUGAUGACCUCAUAGAUAAAGAAGUAGGAGACAGUGCAGUGGAAACAGAACAGUCAACUGAAGAAGAGAUCACUGAAAAAACAAAUCAAAACAGCCAGCACAGUAAUGAACAAAGUACAGAAGCUGAAGAAGAAAGUAAAGAGACCAGCGAACAGAGCAAAGAAAGUAGCGAACAAAGCAAGGAAAGUAGCGAACAAAGCAAGGAAAGUAGUGAACAAAGCAAGGAAAGUAGCGAACAAAGCAAAGAAGGAAAACAAGACAAGAAUAGUAGUGAACAAAGUAAUGAAGAUAAAGAAAGUAUAGAAGGUAAAGAAAGUAAAGAAGCUGUAGAGAACAUGAGUAUGAGUGCACAACAGAAGAACACUAUUCCAACUAAUGUUCCCAUGCUAGAGUUCAUCUCUAAUGUAAUUCAAUAUACCUUACAGGAUAUGGUAGACGAGAAACUACACAACAAGAUCAGUGACUCAGUGUGCCUACAAAUAGUGUAUUGCUCAUUCAGGCUGCUGGAUUUGAACCGAAACUUCCACCACCUGUUCCUGAACAAAGUGUGCGAGUCAGAACUAUUCUCUGCAGACCAAAUCAAGAGGGCCAUUAGAAAAAGAUCAGAACUGGCUUCAAAAUACUCAUGA